AUGUCGAGCAACACUGUUGAUAAGUGGCUGGAUGCAUUGCGUUUCGAGAAUUACCGCCUCCAAUUUAGGCCUCACCCAAUUGACGCCGAGGAGAUAAGAUCACAAAUCCAGGCGCUCGAAGCUCGGCCCGUAGCCACAAUUGCCCACGGCGACUUUGACACUCUACUCCACAAACUGGACAGCCUGAAGGAAGACCUGGCCUCCGUCGAACAGACGAUCGAGCUCCUCUCACAGAUUAGGGAGUUAAGAGGACAAAUCCGCGAAAAGGGUUUUCUCGCGUACGACGUAGAUCAGGCCGGAGAGGUGAUCGAUAAUCUUCAUUUCCGGUCCGAGAAGAACAAGAUGGAUCAGAGGCAACGACAGUGGCGACAUCUGGCUUCUCUAAGGCGAGUUUGGCCGGAGGCCGAUGCCGCGAGGAGGAAAGGCAUUGUGCAGUUGUUGGGGACGUAUAGUAAAAGGAGAUUCCUCUGCGGCGCGACGAAUCUUCGGAUUGGUACCGUGACGAGGAUUGGCAGAUGGGCGAGCAGAAUGCGGAGGACCUCGCGUUCAAAGGAGAUCAGACGACCCGAACAUCCGAUUACGCGUUUCCUCAAGCGCCUCUACGUUCAACCGCAACAUAUAUUUAAACGCCUCAUCUCGGACGCUGAAAGAGUCUACGUCUUCCUCAUGUAUCCUCAUCUAGUCCUCGUAUUAGCAACACUACUCUGGCUGCCCUUUCACCCUCUUACGACUACUGCGCUAGAUGUCGCUCGUCACGGACCGAUCGCAACGGCUUCCAAUCGAACUCAAGGCAAAUCAAACCUCAAACUCACACCCUCUGCAGGUUUUCCCAACAAGACUCUCGCGCCUUCGCGAAACUUCAUUUCAUACCACGUCCCCCACUCACCCACGACCCUCCAAUUCCACAGCUUCGGUUCCUCGAUCCCUGUCGAUGAAUUACUCCAGACCGUCGCCUUAGCUGUAGGCGUCAUUUUCAAAUACUUGAACAAAGGGGAAGGCAGGACGCCCAUCGCCACAGGUGUCUUCGUCUUCACACACGAGUUCCGGAAUCAUGACGAGCUUGAAAUUAUCGUUGGCGAUUUUCGGGAGAUCGGUCGGCCGAUGACUUAUAACGCCUUGUUCGAUGUGGUGAGAGGAGUUGGCGAGUUCAUGAUAGUGCCAGGGCACAAGACUCAGGAAGUGGAGUUUGAGGCGGAGAUUCUGGGACUUGGGUAUGUGGGGACUGGACACGUCGAUUACAAGCCAGCUGAAGUAUCGACUUCUCGCGUCGCAUGA
This is a messenger RNA of Letharia lupina, 1275 nucleotides long. RefSeq lists its product as uncharacterized. Lineage: Eukaryota; Fungi; Ascomycota; Lecanoromycetes; Lecanorales; Parmeliaceae. The transcript is spliced from 2 exons. The record is from RefSeq and is a predicted model, not a curated record. Bases 1 to 1275 code for a protein of 424 amino acids.